Messenger RNA from Symbiodinium natans, 636 nucleotides. The record is from the annotation of a GenBank genome assembly. Lineage: Eukaryota; Dinophyceae; Suessiales; Symbiodiniaceae.
AUGCCUCUCCGGGAGUCUCGCGUGCCAAGUGAGGUCUCGGAGACCCCGAAGGUCCUCUUCUCAGCCUACGAAGAUGUUGCUAGCACAGGAUACAGAGGUGAGGACUCUCAGCAUCUCUCAGCACUCCCCACUGCAGGCGAUCUGUUGCCUGCAGCCAAGGGUGGGCUGCACAUAGCGGUAUUCGCUUAUCAACCCCCUUGGGAAACCCUCGUCGUCUCAAGGCAGGAGGUGCGUGCUGUGGGUGUGCAAGGUUGCGAGCUGCGAGCUCAGGAUGACUGCGACAGAGGUACAGAACGGACACAUGGCACAGGAAAGGCGAAGGAAGACAUCCACCCAAGCCUCCGACAAGCCUGGCCCUACGAGUACUGCAGACGCGGACGCACCACGCAAAAUCUCGCACGUCGGUCAAUGCUCCGAGUCUCAGAGCCUCUUCUGCCUCUGCGAGGGAGAUCGCGCACAAGGGCCGGCUGCCCCGACGCUCUGAAAACGAGUCGCACACGGGUGAUCCGCAGCUCUCGGCAGAAGCGAAGCUGGGCAAGCGGUCUUUUGGCGCAAGGGAAAGCGGAGUUCACAUUGAACGCGACCAGGCAACAUGAAGCCAGCUACGACUGGCAGCGCUGGACAGUCCGGGGGUGA